Neurospora crassa OR74A is the source of this 1869-nucleotide messenger RNA. Its product is annotated as cation efflux system protein czcD. Gene Ontology annotation, biological process: zinc ion transmembrane transport; intracellular zinc ion homeostasis. The coding region runs from base 271 to 1251 and encodes 326 amino acids. NCBI's taxonomy places the organism in Eukaryota, Fungi, Ascomycota, Sordariomycetes, Sordariales, Sordariaceae. The record is from RefSeq and is a predicted model, not a curated record. The transcript is spliced from 5 exons. Gene Ontology annotation, cellular component: membrane. Gene Ontology annotation, molecular function: zinc ion transmembrane transporter activity.
CUUCUCUAAUGCGUACCCUGUGACCAUCCUAACCCAUGCUAAUAGUUUGCCGGCCAGUUGAACGACCUGAUUAGUUUUGCUGUCACCUUAACCGCCAUUAUUAAGACCGAAGGGACCGGCACACCUGUAGGGUUUUCCUUUGGAUGGCAGCGCGCCCGCCUUCUGGGCGCCUUCUUCAAUGGCGUCUUCUUACUUGCCCUCGGGACGAGCAUCUUCCUCCAAUCGAUUGAACGUUUCAUCACCGUUGAAAGAGUGGAGGACCCAAAAUUGAUGCUGAUUAUGGGAUGUGUGGGAUUCACACUCAACAUUAUCACAAUCACAUUUCUGCAUGAGCCACAUGACCAUAUUAGUCACGGGCAUUCUCUAGGGCAUUCGCAUGAACAUGACAAUGAAGUAGCUUUUAACUUCGGUACAUGUUGUCGGGCGGAUAGAGAUACAGAGUCUGUAAGUUGUGCUGAACAAAAGCCUUUCUACCAUCACUUUCAGCAUCGGCAUUCCUCUCUUCCUGAUAUCCAGCAGCCUCGACGCCGCGAUCUGGGCAUGCUCGCCGCGCUCAUUCACGCCAUGGGCGAUGCGAUCAACAAUCUCGGGGUCAUCGUGGCCGCACUCCUGAUCUGGCUACUCAAGUCCGAGGCUCGCUUUUAUGCUGAUCCCGGUGUUGGUGUGGGUAUUGCUAUCAUGAUCAUACUGUCGUCUGUGCCCCUGAUCAAGAACAGCGGCGAAAUUCUUCUCGAAAGUGCUCCGAAGGGAGUAAGAACCGAUGAUAUCAAGCACGACAUUGAGAAGGUUCCAGGAGUCGAUUCGAUCCACGAGCUGCACGUCUGGAGGCUCGAUCAGAACAAGGCCAUCGCCUCUGUCCACGUCGUUCUCACAGAAGAUGGUAUCGUGAAUUUUAUGGACAAAGCGAGGACCAUCGGUGAGUGUCUUCACGCCUACGGGAUCCAUUCGGCCACUGUCCAACCGGAACUUUCGCCCGGAUACGAAGAAUACGAGCUUGUUCCGGCCAGUAAGGCAUCCGCAACGCUAGCUACAGCCUUACCGGAUGGAGGCGACGGUCUUGUGGACGAGAAUGAGUCAAUUACGACAACGCCUUGCGGCACUACAAGCGCAGCUUCGUCAAUCACCACCACCAGUGUCUCGCUGGCAAAGGGAAGACAGGCCAGCACGGCGACAACUUGUCAUCUGGUGUGCGGAAGAGGAUCCUGUGCUGGGCUUGCGUGUUGUCAGCCCGUUGCCCUUGAUGCGCAGUGAGCUAAGUGUCGUUAGAGUGUUACUUUCUGUAGCACUGUAUCACACCAUCCCGGUCGCUGGAUUAUGAUCGAGUUUACAACACCACCCCUAUGUUCUCGAAGUAAAUAUUCCUUCCCACCCCCUUUUCCUUAGCCCUUUUCUGCAUCAAUUUUGUAUGUGGUCGUUAUUGGGCAAGCACAGAGGCCUCAAUGAAUUGGAUGCGAGCCUACUGUUCACUCCUUUGUUGCCUAGCCCAUACCAAGAGAUCUGGCUUCAAAAUUUCUUCUGUUUCCAACUCAUUGGUUGGAAUGGCCUAGUUCUCAUGUCUUACGGCGUAGCUAGAAAUAAGUCAUUUGUAUUUCCCUCUUUGAUUCACGAACAUCAUAUAAACCCCUUUGCCCCGUCUACAUAACUUUCUGACUCCGGCAGGCAUUAUGUUGAAGUGAUGGCACCUUUAUGAAUUCAGAAUGUAGCAGGUUCAUGGAUCUGUGUCCGCACAAUGCAAUGCUAGUGUGGUGUUACCACUUUCCCUUCCCUUCGUCUGCUUGGUAGUCGCGAUGCCUGCCGGAGCACAGCAUUUCUAGGCACACAUUGGCUUUAUAAGGUAAGCUGCCGCUAUAUAUACAUUUGUUUUCCUUC